This is a messenger RNA of Dictyostelium purpureum, 2139 nucleotides long. RefSeq lists its product as uncharacterized. The transcript has a single exon. Lineage: Eukaryota; Evosea; Eumycetozoa; Dictyosteliales; Dictyosteliaceae. The coding region runs from base 1 to 2139 and encodes 712 amino acids. The record is from RefSeq and is a predicted model, not a curated record.
AUGACCCUUUUCUUUGAACUAAAGAUCAGUAAUACACAAUAUUCAAAAGGCCAAUACUAUUAUAUUUCAACAGACGUCAUAACUUCCCAAUUAUCAAACUCAUCAACUGUUAUUGUCCAUAUUACUGCUGAUAAUGGUGUAAAUUUAGCAAUGGGUCUCCAACACUAUUUAAAAUACUACUGUCAGUGCUCAUAUAGCUGGAAUGGUGACCAAUGUGCUAUUCAAUCUUUUGAUCAGUUACCACCAGUCCCAGAGCCAGUUUUGGUACCAGUUGUUUCAAAUUUCCGUUAUUAUAUGAAUGUAUGUACCUUUGGCUACUCAACAGUAUGGUGGAAUUGGUCUAGAUGGGAGCGUGAAAUCGAUUGGAUGGCUCUUAAUGGCUACAAUUUACCAUUAGCAUUCGUUGGUCAAGAGUAUAUCUGGUAUAAAGUUUUCUCACAAAUUGGUCUAUCUUUCGAACAAAUCACACAAUGGUUAACCGGUCCUGCUUUUUUACCUUGGAAUAGAAUGGGAAAUGUCAAUAACUGGGGUGGUCCUAUCACUAUGGACUGGUUAGAAAAACAAAGAGAUCUACAAAUUCAAAUACUAACAAGAAUGAGGGCCUAUGGUAUGAAACCAGUAUUGCCCGGUUUUGCUGGCCACAUUCCAGGUGCUAUUCAAACUCUUUUCCCAACUGCCAAUGUAUCAAUAUUAUCAACAUGGUGUGAAUUCAAUGGUACCUUUUAUUUGGACCCAAGUGACCCAUUAUUUGGUAAAAUUACUCAAUUAUUUAUUACCGAGUUAAUUGGCGUUUUUGGUACUGAUCAUUACUACAACUUUGAUCCAUUCAAUGAACUAGCACCACCAUCAUCUGACUUAGGUUUCCUUAAACAAACAUCACAACAAAUGUAUAACAAUAUGUUAGCAGCUGAUCCAAAAGCAGUUUGGGUACUUCAGGGUUGGUUCAUUGUAGAUUAUCCAGAAUUUUGGCAAGCUAAUCAAACUCAAGCAUGGUUCUCCGGUGUCCCAAUUGGUGGUUUUAUUGUAUUGGAUCUUUGGAGUGAUGUUGCACCAGCAUGGAACAUAACUGAAUAUUUCUAUGGCCACUAUUGGCUUUGGUGUAUGCUACAUAACUUUGGUGGAAGAAGUGGUAUGUAUGGACGUAUUCCAUUUAUUGCUACCAAUCCAAUCAUUGCUCGUUCUUUAAGUGAUAAUAUGAUGGGUACCGGUUUAACACCAGAAGCAAUCGAGCAAAAUGUAGUUGUAUAUGAUCUAAUGAGUGAAAUGGCUUGGAGAUCAACAGCACCAGAUUUAGAAGAAUGGAUAACACAAUAUACAAAUAGAAGAUAUGGAAAGAUUAUGCCUGAAGUCGUUGAGGUAUGGAUGAGUAUGGUUGAUACAGUAUUCAAUGCUACUGCAUACUGGGCAAGACGUAAUAUGGGGGCACCAGAAAGUUUUAUUGCCCUCAGACCAUCAAUAAACUUUGGUGAUAAUGUUUUCUACGACCCAAGUGUAAUGUUCAACGCAUGGCAUGUAUUUUCAUUGGUAAAUGACUCAUAUGUUAUAUCAACUGAAACAUUCCAAUUUGAUAUCAGUGAAAUCACAAUGCAAGCAUUAAGCAACUUUUUCAUGGAUACCUAUUUCAAUUUGAUUAAAAGCUACAAUGUUUCAGAUAUUGAGAGCUUCCAAAGAGAAUCGAUUACGAUGAUGGAAACAAUCAGUUUUAUGGAUUUAAUAGCAUCAACACAACCAGAACUUCAAUUGGGUGUUUGGACAUAUCGUGCAAGACUUUGGGCUUAUCCAGAUAAUGAAACCCCAUCACUUCAAAACAGUAGUAACUCAGCAACACUUCCAUACGAAUUUAAUGCACGUAACCAACUAACUUUGUGGGGUCCUUCCGACUCUGUUCUUCAUGACUAUGCAUUCAAACUAUGGGGUGGUUUAAUCAGUGAUUUCUAUGGACCACGUUGGAACCUAUUCUUAAAAACACUUUUACAAUCUUUAGAAAACCGUAUUCCAUUCGAUGCAAACAAUUUUAUUUCAAAUGUCCAAGCUUUAGAGCAACAAUGGGUAUUAGAAUCAACAAUAUACCCAAUAUUACCAUUUGGUCAAGGAUAUAAUACCUCAAGAUACAUUCAAUCACAAUUACAAAUCUUUUAA